This is a messenger RNA of Melopsittacus undulatus (budgerigar), 1554 nucleotides long. RefSeq names its product beta-1,4-N-acetyl-galactosaminyltransferase 1 (gene B4GALNT1). The coding region runs from base 1 to 1542 and encodes 513 amino acids. Gene Ontology annotation, molecular function: acetylgalactosaminyltransferase activity. Gene Ontology annotation, biological process: ganglioside biosynthetic process. Gene Ontology annotation, cellular component: Golgi membrane. The transcript has 10 exons. NCBI's taxonomy places the organism in Eukaryota, Metazoa, Chordata, Aves, Psittaciformes, Psittaculidae. The record is from RefSeq and is a predicted model, not a curated record.
AUGCGCGGCGCUCCCCGCUCAUGCGCAGUGGCGGUGGGCGUGGCCUCGGCGCUCGCGCUGCUCCUCCACCUAUGGGCGCCUUCGGCCCCGCCCCCCGUGGACCUCACUGGCCACGCCCCCUUCGUCCUGGCCCCGCCCCCCGGGGCGGGCCCGGCGCGCGCCUACCCCCACGUGACCUUCCGCCUGCGCCGUGACGUCAUCGGGCUGCUCCCCGGCAACAGCUGCUCCUGCUCAGCGGAUCCGGAGCCUCUGUUCGGGCAGAGCAGAGUCAGUGACGUCAGCAGCAGCCUCGGAGCCAAUGAGAGACUGAGGAGGGAGAGAGAGUACAGAGAGUACAGGCUGAGGGUUCAGUCUCCUGCCGAUCGACUCCUCAUUGCUCCAGCAAACUCCCCCCUCGAGUAUCCGGUUCAGGGGGUGGAGGUUCGACCCCUGCAGACGGUUCUGGUGCCUGGGCUCAGCCUUCAGGCGGCACCAAGGGAGAGCUAUGAGGUGUCCCUCUCAGCCUCCAUGGGCACACUGACGGUGGCUGCGGCUGUAGAUGGGGUGACGCUGAGGGGGGAGGGGCAGUCCCAGUUCUCCAUCUCCAGCCCCAGUUUGGACCAUUUAAACCGACAGCUCCAGUUUGUCACCUACACCAGUACAGUCUAUCACCCCAGUACAGCUGACAUCGUGCAGUUCAGGACCCAGGGACAUGAGGCCUCAUUCACCAUCCGCAUCCGGCACCCGCCGGCCCCAAGGCUCUAUGGGGACAGCGACGGGGAUGGAGGUUACAACAUCUCAGCCCUGGUCACCGUUGCCACCAAGACCUUCCUGCGCUAUGAGAAGCUCCGAGCUCUGAUCAGCAGCAUCCGACGGUUCUAUCCGACUGUAACUGUGGUUGUAGCUGACGACAGCCCCAGGCCUGAACCCCUGCACGGGGCUCACAUCGAGCACUACCUCAUGCCCUUCGGCAAGGGCUGGUUCGCAGGCAGGAACCUGGCAGUGUCUCAGGUCACCACCAAGUAUGUUCUAUGGGUGGACGACGACUUCAUCUUCACACCGAGAACCAGACUGGAGAAACUGGUGGAUGUGCUGGAGAAAACCAGUUUGGAUCUGGUGGGUGGUGCUGUGCGGGAGCUCUCCGGGUUCACCACCAGCUACAGGCAGCGGCUGCGGCUGUUGUCCGGUGGUAGCUCCGGUGACUGUCUCCGCUCCCAGCCUGGCUUCCACCAUCGGCUCUUGGGGUUCCCCUCGUGUGUUGUCACCGACGGAGUCGUCAACUUCUUCAUGGCCAGGACGGAUAAAGUCAGAGAGGUUGGAUUCGAUCCCAGGCUCAGGAGGGUGGCGCAUCUGGAGUUCUUCCUGGACGCUCUGGGUCUGCUCCACGUUGGUUCCUGUGAGGAUGUGGUUGUUGAUCACGCGUCGAAGCUGUCGCUGCCCUGGCGGCGCUCGGAGCGCGAGCGGCUGUACCUGCACUACCGCUACCCGCGGGACAACAGCCGCGGCCUCCGGUACCGCAUCCUGUACUACAAGAACAGGCUGCAGUGCAUGGCUGGGAACUGACGGCACUGGGAA